AGACCCGCCUUGCCCCGCUCAGGGGGAUCCCUCGGAUGCGCUCCUGCAUCCCCCAGCCCAGCCGGGCUCCCGUGGGGCUGCCGGUGGGUGCCGGUGGCGCCGCGCACGCACUCGCCUGUUCCUCCGUGAGAAGUUCCCCAGUGGGAUGAGGAAACGUUGCCGGAGCCACUUGGGCUUCCUCUGCCGAGAAAGUCGUGCCGAUGCUGUGUAGUAUAAAAUGGAGGAGGGAAAUGCCCGGUGGCUGCCGGGGCCGGCGGCGCGGGAAGGAAACGCGUCCGCACGAUCGCAGGUUCACGCCGUGCCCGGGACACCGCGGGGCCGGGGGAGCGAGGACGCGAGUGCCCACGGCCACCUCGCAGUCCCAGCCCGGCGUGGCUCCUGUCAGCCGGCGUCAGGGCCUGACCCCGCCAGCGGCCCGUGCGCAGAUCAAAAAUGACGGUCAAAGCUGAAAAGAUGUCGUGCUUAGCUCCAAAUGUUUAUACUAAAGUGCCUGACGGAGGAUGGGGUUGGACAAUUGCUUUUGCUUUUUUCUUUGUGGAAGCUCUAACUUAUGGCAUUCUCAAAUCAUUUGGUGUCUUCUUUAACGACCUGAUGGAAACCUUUGAUGAAACCAACAGCAGGAUAUCAUGGAUAAUAUCCAUCUGUGUGUUUGUCCAGGCCUUCACAGCUCCUCUGUCGACGGUCCUCAGCAACCGCUUUGGCCACCGUCUGGUGGUGAUGGCCGGAGGGGUGCUGAUCAGCACCGGCAUGGUCAUCGCGGCCUUUGCCCGCACUGUGGUGGACAUGUACGUCACCAUUGGUGUCAUCUCUGGCCUUGGAUACUGCCUCACUUUCCUCCCGACUGUCACCAUUUUAUCACAGUACUUUGACAAAAGGCGUUCACUGGUCACAGCAGUGGCAUCUACCGGGGAGUGUUUCGCCAUCUUCUCCUUUGCACCAGCAAUUACUGCUUUGAAGGAGCAGAUUGGCUGGAGAUACAGCCUCCUUUUUGUCGGGGUGCUGCAGCUGGGCAUCGUCAUCUGCGGGUCCCUCCUGCAACCCAUCAUCAUCCAAGCGCAGGAAGAAGCGAAGGCGCAGCCUCCGGAAGAGCCCACGGAGACAAAGUACAUGCUUGAAAACGAGCAAACACGCACCUCAAUAGAGUCCAUAGACUCAGGAGUCGAAAUAACUACCUCACCCAAAAAUGUGCCUGGAAACACCAAAGCAGAGCCGAAAAGUGAAGAACCAAAGGAACACGUACAGAUACUUGCUGAGAAGAACAGCACCCCUCCAGAACCAAAAACCAAACUACUGGACUUUUCUGUGAUGAAAAGCUAUAGCUUUAUCUGUUAUGCACUCUUUGGCCUCUUUGCUACCCUGGGCUUCUUCGCUCCCUCUCUCUACAUCAUUCCCCUGAGCCUCAGCCUCGGCAUCAGCAAAGACCACUCCGCAUACAUCCUGUCGGCCAUGGCCAUCGCUGAGGUCUUUGGAAGAAUUUCAGCUGGCUGGGUUCUCAACAAGCAGCCCAUCCGCAAGAUCUACAUCGAACUCAUCUGCGUCGUCCUGCUGUCUCUAGCGUUGUUUGCCUUCCCUUUUGCCUCCGGGUUCUGCGGCUUGAUGGCAUGCAGCGUGUUUUUUGGGUUCAUGCUGGGGACGGUGGCGGGCACACACAUUCCCCUCCUGGCAGAAGACGACGUGGUUGGCAUCGCAAAGCUGUCUUCUGCAGCCGGAGUCUACGUCUUCAUUCAAAGCUUAGCUGGGUUGGCUGGACCACCCCUUGCAGGUGUCUUAGUGGAUACGACAAAGAACUACAGCUCAGCCUUUUACUCCUGUGCCGCUGGCGUGCUCCUGGCUUCUGUGUUCCUGUCCCUGGUGAGGCCGUGCAAGGUUGGGCUGUGCCAGCGCCGGCAGCGGUGUGUGGAGAGGACGGCGGGGGUUGUGUCAGACUUGCCAGAUGAUUUUAUUGAUAUGGAUAUUGGAAAAGCAGAAAAUUCAGGAAAAGCCUCUGAGCGUGUGGCAUAAAAGCCACCCUGUCCUCUCUCCAUCUAAUGUCCUCGGCGUAAAACUAGGAAAAGUGUCAUCUCUGCUCCACGUUCUAGAACAGCAUUCGAAAGGGAAUGUGAAGUUUUAAAUGUGAACACUUGCCACCAACAACUUCUUUUGUGUUUUUAAUUCUUAGGAAGAUCUUUUUUUUUUUUAACCAACAAUGAAAAAGCUCCAUAGAAAAUACAGAUAGCCACAUAACUUCUAUCUAGCAUGAAGAUAGGAUGCACACUCCUGCUUUCCUCGUAAGAAGCAACACCUAAAGGUUUGAUCCCAGAUAAAAAACUGAGAAUGGCAACAGCAGAAGCAGCUCAGCCUCUGACUGUCCCCAUCCAUCCCCUACUGCAAUUUCUGCCAGGCAAGAAAACAAUGAUACAGACUGGAGAUGAAUGUUUGGCAACACCACCCGUAUCCAACUGAAUCUUCAUCUGGAAGAAUAUGGACUUAUGUUUUAGAUUUGAGGAGGAGAUUAGGUGAGAUAGCAGACUUAAACCAUUGAUAAUGUUCUUCUAAUUAACUUGAAUGUCACAAAUGCUGGGAAAUUGGAGGCUCCAUAUGUCUUUAUGGCCAGUUAUUACUGCACAUAUAAGAUAAUUUUUCUUCUCCCAAUGGGUAUCCUUAGAACUGUUUUCCAUUGCUAGGCAGAUCUGAUGUACUGUUUCUAAUUUAACUAGUAUUUAUUAAUUUAUUCUGAGAUUGUUCAAGGAGGUUAGCUUCAAUCACUGGAGAGGAAAAAUCAUCUUUUGCAUAAUGGAAAGCCCUCUUAACAUCACUGUCUUCAAUACCUAUCUUAUAUUGCUAGCUUGGGAAAUUGUUGGGAGACUUAUUCUUGCAGCAUAGAGUGUAGCUGUUUUUAAUAGGUAGGUCUUAGGUAACCCAAUUGUUUUAAAAAGGAAAAAAAAAAUUAAGAGAAUAAACUCCAGAUUCAGCAUCAUCUUUCCAUAAGGCCUCAGCUGGUGUCAGUGGCCCCGAGCGCUGCCACAGCCAGCCCACCCCGCAGGGAGCAUUCGGCACAGUAUGUCUUAAUGUACCCGAAACCUUCACUUCCAGGUGCACACGGAAACCUUCACUGAGAGAACAUGGAAACCCCCACGUUCCUCAUCCCCUCGCAGGCUGCUCCCCACAUCCCCCACCCCUGGGGGCACAGGGUGGUUGGCCUGAGCCCUACCCUGGCCCCUGGCUCUCCCCAUUCCCCCGAAGUCAGCGAGAGGGUUUCUUUGCUGCUGACUUCAGUGAGAAAUGAGCUGGAGCCUGUGCACGUGGAAGACAUGAAGGGAAUGAUAAGGAGACAACAUAGCUGUUCAUUUAGUCUUAACGGGAGCGAUUCCUGCUCACAGUGACACAAGCUUGCUUACCCCACCUAUAUGCAUCUUAACGCCUCUAGGCAACUCAGGGGGACAAAUAAAACAAGUCUGUUCUGGUUUGGACAAAACCAAGCCAACGUUUCUGUGUAUUGAAGUGGAAAUGGCAUCACGCAUUAAUUGCUAUGCUGACCUGUGUAUUACCAGCCAUAGAAAUGUGGGACAAUCUUAAACCCAACAAACUGUUUUGGGAAGGUGCUCAAUUUGUUGUUUUUUUUUUCUGUCUUGGAUGUCCAAAAAAGAAGAGAAACGGGCACUCUUGCAACCAAGUGGCUAGAGCAAUUCAUCCUCACUGCCUGAGACCCGCGGUCUCGUGUCCUUCCUCUGCCUCAGCACUUUAUCACGGCCAGCAGAACCUCGCUGCAUUGCACCCAGGACUGGAAGACCCCUUAGAGAGAACUAGAGUUUUGUGACUCAGUGAGUAAAUGAACAAAGAACGACGUUGCAUUAAGAUGUACUUUUUAUUUAUUGUUAAUUUAUGAUACUUCAAGCAUUUUGGUAAAUGUUCUGUAGACUUAUCAGUGUAAGGUUAUUGAAGUCUUUGUGAUACGAGACCUCACUACAGCACUUUGCUAUUACAACUCUGCUUGGAAGUGGAAUAAGGCCUCGAGGCUGUGCGUGUGUGUGGAAGCUCCCUGUUCUGCAGAUUCAUGAGGUUCUACUGUAACUUAAUUAUUGGGUUGGGUUUUGUUUUUUACUACACUUUCCAAUACAGAUCAAAUAAUACGUUUGUCACUGACCUCACAGUACGUUUCUGUUCCUGUCUGUGUAGCGGCACGAGCAGGGGAGCGAGUGAGUGUGUGUGCGGGCGCAGAAGACCCAGAAGCAGGACUUACUGAUUUGUUUGUAACGUACUUAGUGGACUCUGGAAAUACUCUAAAACACUGAGAUUUGCAAUAAAUUUUUUCUUGAUUUUU
Messenger RNA from Colius striatus (speckled mousebird), 4300 nucleotides. RefSeq names its product solute carrier family 16 member 6 (gene SLC16A6). The transcript has 6 exons. NCBI's taxonomy places the organism in Eukaryota, Metazoa, Chordata, Aves, Coliiformes, Coliidae. The coding region runs from base 433 to 2001 and encodes 522 amino acids. Gene Ontology annotation, molecular function: monocarboxylic acid transmembrane transporter activity. The record is from RefSeq and is a predicted model, not a curated record. Gene Ontology annotation, biological process: transmembrane transport; monocarboxylic acid transport.